UGUGGAUUAACGGUGCGGGAGAGGCGACCGGCGAGGAGCACCGAGGAUCAGCGGGACUGUACCGGCAAGAUUUCGGCGUGAGUGACCGGACGACAGCUUUACCGGGACGUUAACUCGUCUUUAUUUUCUUUUUCUUCUUUUCUUUCUUCUUUUGUUCCCUCGCAUUCCAGACUGCAGAGGAGACGCAAAGAGUCGAGUUAACAGAGGGAGAGCGACGUAAACAGAGACUCGGAGACUGAGAGAGAGAGAGAGAGAGAGAGAGAGAGAGAGAGAGAGAGAGAGGAGAGAGAGGGAGGGAGAGCUAGAAGCUCGCGCCUGUGAAGUGAAAAUCCAAAAAUCCGUUAUUGCACCGGUUUAACGGUCUCCAAAGAAAGCAGGAAAGGGACUACUGUGGAUUUUCCAGGAGUGUCUAAUAACCGACAAACUCUGCCCCAACCCGCGGGAAUGUUCUACUGGAAUAUUUAGACUUUUUCCGCCCUUUUACCUGGGAUAUUUUCUCUUCUAGUGGAAUUCUUCCUAUUUCACCUGCGCGAGGAGAGCGCCGCGAGGAGGGAGAGGAGGCACUGCCGGGAAGAAGAGGGCAGAAAAAGAGAAGAAAAGAAGCGCCUGGGAAGAGUUGGAGGGUGGGGGGGCAGGGAAUCAUUUCAGGUUCUCUCGGAUGGGAUUCUUCCCUCACCCCGCGGAUGGAGGGAUGAAACCGGGAGAAAAAGACGGGGAGAGAGAGAAAGAGAGAGGAGGGAGAAGAGGAGGAUGUAGCCGUCGGGCGCUGUGAGCAUGCAAAACGGACGCACCCCUCUGGAAGACCGGAUUGAACUAUAAACCCGUACGGAAUUUACAGCCACCCAAAGGAUAUUACACGCACUUCCCUCGAUAUCCACAUAUAUGGGGCGCGUUCUCUUAUCUGGAGCCUAUUUGUGUGGAGUUACAACUAUAAUCACCACCGUCCUUCUCAUUAUGGGAUUUGGGAAGAUAAUUGCGACCUGACACUGAACGAAGGAACCGUAACACCCGGAAAGAGCUCCACAGCUGGCAGCCAAUCACUUGGGGAGGCGGGCCCUACAGUACUACAAUGAGGAUUGCAGUGAGGACGUCAUAACUGAACAUUGAGUGAAAACAGAAAAGAAGAUUUUGGACCUUUACCCUCAUCCAUGAUGUUAGAGCCGUGGUAACAUGUGAAUCCUGAAGAAGAGUGUUAUUCGCUUUUACAUCUCUGAAGGCGUCGUGUCCAGGUGGGGUGGUAACCAUGGAGAGGCUGUUGCUGUGUGUGAUGCUGGCAGUUGCCAUGGCAGUGCGGGCACAGAUCUGCCCGAAGCGCUGUGUAUGUCAGAUCCUGUCACCCAACCUGGCAACCCUCUGUGCCAAGAAAGGUCUACUGUUUGUACCGCCGAACAUUGACAGGCAUACAGUGGAGCUGCGGCUGGCUGACAACUUUGUCACAAGUGUAAAGAGGAAAGAUUUCGCAAACAUGACACGGUUGGUGGACCUAACCUUAUCCAGAAACACCAUCUCCUACAUCACACCUCAUGCCUUUGCCGAUCUGGAAAACCUCAGAGCUCUACACCUCAACAGUAACCGACUGACGAGGAUAGGCAACGAUACAUUCAGCGGGAUGUCAAAGCUUCACCACCUCAUUCUAAACAACAACCAGCUGGUGCUGAUCCACCAGGGAGCAUUCAAUGACUUGCUGGCGCUGGAAGAACUCGACCUCAGUUACAAUAACCUGGACUCUAUUCCUUGGGAGGCCAUCCAGAAAAUGAUUAGCCUCCAUACGUUGAGUUUAGACCACAACAUGUUGGACUUCAUUCCAGAGGGGACCUUUUCCCUGCUACAGAAGCUGAACCGGCUGGACGUCACCUCUAAUAAACUCCAAAAGCUGCCACCAGACCCACUUUUUCAACGAGCACAGGUCCUGGCCACGUCAGGGAUCAUGACCUCUACUUCGUUUGCGCUGUCAUUUGGUGGGAACCCUCUCCAUUGUAACUGUGAGUUACUGUGGCUGCGAAGGCUGAACAGAGAGGACGACCUGGAGACUUGCGCUUCACCCCAACACCUCUCUGGCCGAUACUUCUGGUCCAUCCCUGAAGAGGAGUUUCUCUGCGAGCCUCCACUCAUCACCAGAUACUCCCAUGAGAUGAGGGUGCUUGAAGGGCAGAGAGUUGCACUCAGGUGUAAGGCAAGAGGUGACCCAGAGCCAGCCAUCCACUGGAUCUCUCCUGAGGGUAAACUGGUAUCAAACUCCUCCAGAACAUUGGUCUACACCAAUGGGACUCUGGACAUCCUCAUCAGUACUGUGAAAGACACUGGCUCCUUCACCUGCAUCUCCUCGAACCCUGCUGGUGAAGCCCACCAGACAGUAGACCUGGUUAUUAUAAAACUCCCGCACAUUUCCAACAACACCAACAACAUCCAGGAGCCAGACCCAGGAUCAUCAGACAUUUCCACAUCAACCCGAGGCGGAGCCAACGGGAGCAAUGUGACAGGUGAUGUGAAGGGCGGAGUGGAUAAGAGGGUGGUGACGGCUGAGGCCACCUCGUCAACAGCACUGAUCAAGUUCAACUUCCAGAGGAAUAUUCCAGGCAUUAGGAUGUUCCAGAUACAGUACAACGGGAGCCAAGAUGACUCGCUGGUUUACAGAAUGAUCCCCCCAUCAAGCAAGAACUUCCUGGUCAACAACCUGGCCGCAGGGACCCAGUACGACCUCUGCGUGCUGGCCAUCUACGAUGAUGUCAUCACCUCGCUGACAGCCACACGUGUGGUCGGCUGCGUGCAGUUCACCACCGAGUCAGAGUACAUGAGGUGUCAUUUUAUGCAGUCUCAGUUCCUCGGCGGGACUAUGAUCAUCAUCAUCGGAGGGAUAAUAGUGGCCUCUGUGCUCGUUUUCAUCAUUAUAUUGAUGAUACGGUACAAGGUGUGUAACCCUGGUGAGGGGGGUAAAGGUGUUUCGAUGUCGAUGACCAACGUUCACUCACAGACCAAUGGGCAGCAGUCACAGGGAUGCACUGUGACUCCCAGCGCCUCCAAACACGGCUCAAUCGGAUUAGACGACCUCUCAGGAGGCUCAAAGAAAAGGAGCGGAGCAGGAGGAGGAGGCGGCAAGGAUACGAUGACUCAGUCGUCCGACUCUUCCCUGCCUGACUGCUCCACUGCUACGUCCGUUCUCAGCCAGCCUUGGGCAGCCAGAAGCCCAACAGCUGGAGGCGAGGAACAGGAGAAAGCAGGUGAAGAGAGAGCUGUCAUCUCGUCACCCACCGCCGCCACCGGUUCACUAAACAAGCCAAAGCGGAAGCCCGCUACGAGUAAGCCAGGCUCCGCUUGCUCCAACACCACGGCUACUACUGAAAAUCUCCCCACCUCCACCCCUCGCCCUCCUUCCUCCUCCACCUCCUCCACUGCCUCCUCUGCUCUCCUCCCCUCCUCCACCCCUCUGGAGAACCUCAACACCAACCGCAACAACUCCACCUCUCUCAACCAAACCCCGCCUCCCUACGCCCCCUCUCCUUUCUCCAGCCCUCUUGCCACCCCGAGCCCCGUCCCCUCCAUCCGAUUCAGAGAGACGCCCAUCCUACGUAGGGCUCCUCGGGCCUCCUCCUCCACCCCUGCCAAGUACCAGACUCUCCCCGUGGAGGAGGGAGGGAGGAGCAGGGCGAGGAGGAGGUACUCCCUCAGUGAAGGAGGCAGCUCAAAGACUCACUCGUCCCAUCAGGGCGGAGGAGGAGGGCCGCCCAAAUUAGGGCGCAUAAUGCGGAACAAAAGGAGCCAAUCAAUGAGCGGGAUGCUUCUACCGAAAGACGGGGAGGGAGACUCGGACAAAGGGCGGUGUGAUUCGGACUGGAUCUUAGAAAGCACAGUUUGAACUGGAAUGAGACAGCAACCAACAAACUUUGGUUUAUUCAUUAUUGUUCAUCCUUUGUAUGAGUGUGUGCCUGCAGUUAUAUAUAUGUGUGUGUGUGUGUGUGUGUGUGUGUUAGUUUGAAUUUGUUUAGAGGUGUGUGAGUGAAGGCUAACAAACAAAGGUGUGUUUGUGACAUAUGAAACAGUGCGUGUGUUGUGCGUUUUUGGUGUGUGUGUGUGUGUGUGUGUUCAUGUCGGAACCUUUUGUUUAUAGAUGUGUGAGUUGAUGAUCGUGUUUUUCUGGGUGAAAGCGUGAGCAUACUUUUUCUUUUUCAGCCAGUUAUUUUUGUAUCGUUUUCAUAUUUUAUUUCUCCACAAUUCUUUGUAUUCAGUUUACAGUUUGUUUUUUUUUCACUUUGACAGUUUCCUAUCUGUUUUUCAGUCGGUCAUUCGGCGGGUGGAUAAUUUGCGUUGUCUCGUAACGUCCUUGAGUUGUCUCGUUGGUUCCACUUUAUAGCACAAAAGAAAACAAGACAAUGGGCUCGCCACGUCAUUUCCCGAUUCACACUCACCUUAUCUGAAAAUACCACGAAAAGGGAAUUAUUACAGGAAAAAAAGAGGAAUAAAAAAACAAUCCAAGAACUGAAAAGCACACCAUUCUUACGCUCACACGCCGACAGGAAGUGUGUGUCCAUACCGUGGCAAGAGAACAGCAGUCGGUGCCUUCUUUUGCACUAACAGACCCUCUGACAGAUGAUAUAACCGGAUCUAGGACUCCACCACGCUCCACAACGAGGGAUUAGGACGAAGGGGACGGACAAAGGAAGAGAGAGAUUUCACACAUAGCCUUUCUUACCUACUGAGGAGUACAGACGUUUCUUGACAUGUAGACAGACACAAACUGAGACAAAAAGUAACAAACAGACGAAGACUUAACGUAUCUCCUAUGAAAUUGAUAUUUUUUAAAGGGAAGAAUUAAAAAAAAAAAGAACAUAAAAACCUUGUGAGCUUUUCACUGACAUUGGUAUACUACAGCCUGUGUUGGUCACAAGCUCCUGGAAAGCUUCUGUACAGAAAAAGACAACAUGUACUGUGUUGUUAUGUUGUGUAAAAUAAAAAAGGGAUAAAAUGAAA
Messenger RNA from Dicentrarchus labrax (European seabass), 4965 nucleotides. RefSeq names its product leucine rich repeat and fibronectin type III domain containing 5a (gene lrfn5a). Gene Ontology annotation, molecular function: protein binding. The transcript is spliced from 12 exons. NCBI's taxonomy places the organism in Eukaryota, Metazoa, Chordata, Actinopteri, Moronidae. The coding region runs from base 1244 to 3853 and encodes 869 amino acids. The record is from RefSeq and is a predicted model, not a curated record.